AUGUCGUCCUCACAGAAGCGCAUUAUCAAGGAAUUCCAAGACUGCACAAACAACCCCCCUCAGGGCAUGACCAUAACCCUCCCCUCCGAAACCGACCUCCACCUCUGGACCGCCACCCUAACCGGUCCCCCAGGCACCGUAUACGCAGGCGGGAUAUUCCAACUCUCCAUCCUUCUCCCGCCGGACUACCCCUUCAAAGCACCCCUAGUAACAUUCACAACGCGCAUCUACCACCCCAACGUAACCAACGACAGCGCGGGUAAUAUCUGUCUCGCCAUGCUCAAACCCGAGAACUGGAAGCCGGCGAGUCGCGUCUCUGCGGUGUUGGAUGCCGUGCGACAGUUGCUUAUUGAACCGAAUCCGGAUGAUCCGCUGGAACCGAGGAUUGCGGAUGAGUUCCGUACGAAUCCGAGGGAGUUUGAGAAGAAUGCUCGGUCGUAUGUUACGAGGUAUGCGCUGGGGAAGAAAUAG
Hypoxylon trugodes is the source of this 471-nucleotide messenger RNA. RefSeq names its product ubiquitin-conjugating enzyme. The transcript is spliced from 2 exons. Bases 1 to 471 code for a protein of 156 amino acids. The record is from RefSeq and is a predicted model, not a curated record. Lineage: Eukaryota; Fungi; Ascomycota; Sordariomycetes; Xylariales; Hypoxylaceae.